This is a messenger RNA of Schistocerca piceifrons (Central American locust), 921 nucleotides long. Its product is annotated as craniofacial development protein 2-like. The transcript has a single exon. Gene Ontology annotation, cellular component: nucleus. The coding region runs from base 1 to 921 and encodes 306 amino acids. Gene Ontology annotation, molecular function: catalytic activity. Gene Ontology annotation, biological process: chromatin remodeling. Lineage: Eukaryota; Metazoa; Arthropoda; Insecta; Orthoptera; Acrididae. The record is from RefSeq and is a predicted model, not a curated record.
AUGGAGAACUAUCGACUAGAUAUAUUGGGACUAAGUGAAGUAAGGUGGCCAGAAUCUGGGGAAUUCCAAACACAAAAUGGUGGAGUGUUGCUGUAUGCGGGUCAAACAGGCGAGGACACAAUGCACAGGAAUGGUGUAGGGUUCUUACUAUCUAAAAGCAGCAAGAAGAGCUUACUGGAGUGGAAACCAGUCUCAGAACGGAUAAUAACCGCACGCUUUAAAACAAAUGUGCGAUAUGUCACUGUAACUCAAUGCUAUGCACCUACUGAAAUACCUAAAGGAGAAUUAAAAGAUGCAUUUUAUACAGAGCUUAAUGGAGUCCUUAGACAAACAAAUUCUAGGGACAUAAAAAUUUUAAUGGGUGACUUGAACGCAAAAGUUGGUCCAGAAAAUGAAGGGCUUGAACAUAUCAUGGGCGUGCAUGGAUUGGGGAUCAGGAAUGUAAAUGGUGAAAUGUUGAUAGAUACAUGCGCUGAACAUGACCUAGUCAUUGGAGGCACGCUGUUUCCACAUCGUAACUGCCAUAGGAUAACGUGGGUUUCUCCAGACCACGUUACUGAAAAUCAAAUAGACCAAAUAGUCAUAAGCCGCAAGUUCCGAAACUCUCUGUUAGAUGUCAGAAAUAGAAGAGGGGCAGACGUUGGAAGUGACCAUCACCUAGUUUUGGCAGAAUUCAGACUGCAGAUAGUGGCAAAUAGAACCAAGCUCAAUCACAGGUGCAAGAAAAUAGAUGUGGCAAGAUUAAAAGACCAACAGAUCAAAGAAACAUAUGCCCUUGAACUACAAAACAGAUUCCAGGUCCUCUCUGGAGAAAACUUUAUGGAAGAGGGAAUUGAAACAUGCUGGCAAAAAAUCAAAGACAGAUAUUUAGAUGUGGGAGAAAAAAUCUUAGGAUUUAAGGCACAUCAAAGGAAGGAAUGA